GCUUCCACUCCCCACGCCAUAUUCUCCUCCUCCUCGCCAGGCGCCAGGCGCCAGCCACCGCCUUCCUCUCCUCUCCGUCUCCGUCUCCCACCGUCGCAAGCCAGCGUCACUGGGUGGGGCGGCGCGCCAAAGGCCGGUCAAGAUUCGAGAGGCCGGCCCAGCCAAGCGUAGGGCCUCCGACUCCUCCUCGUCCGCGCGCGCCGCCCGCCGACGCAGGGAGGCGCCGCCGCCCCCGCCCCCGCCGCCCAGGGAGAUGGGCGUCGACUACUACAAGGUCCUCGGCGUCGACCGCGGCGCCGGCGACGACGACCUCAAGAAGGCGUACCGGAAGCUCGCCAUGCGAUGGCACCCCGAUAAGAACUCCACCAACAAGAAGGAGGCGGAGGCAAAGUUCAAGCAGAUCUCUGAGGCAUACGAGGUACUUAGCGAUCCCCAGAAGCGCACAAUCUAUGAUCAGCUAGGGGAAGAAGGGCUCAAGGGGCAGCCACCCCCAGGAGCAGGAGGUCCUGGAGCAUCUCCAUUUUUCCCUGGCGGGGCUCAUCCCACCUCUUUCCAUUUUAAUCCGAGGAGCGCAGAUGAUAUAUUUAAAGAGUUCUUUGGGUUCUCUGGCAUGGGCGGCAUGAGAGGGGAACCAGGAUUCCAGAGGUCUAUGUUUGGCAAUGAAUUCUUUCCUUCACGCUUUGGCGGUGAGGGUUCCACCAGUAUGCAGCAGCCUGUGCACAAGGCAGCUCCCAUUGAGAAUCGGCUUCCAGUCAGUCUCGCAGAUCUGUAUAAGGGUGUGACAAAAAAGAUGAAAAUCUCAAGAGAGACUAUGGAUGCCUAUGGGAGAAUCUCACAUGUGGAGGAAAUUCUGACAAUAGAUGUAAAGCCUGGUUGGAAGAAGGGAACAAAGAUAACAUUUCCUGAGAAGGGAAAUGAAGCUCCAAAUAUGAAACCUGCUGAUAUUGUUUUCAUCAUUGAUGAGAAGCCCCACGACAUUUUCACUCGGGAUGGGAAUGAUCUUGUCAUGACCGAGAAAAUAUCUCUAGUUGAAGCACUGACGGGCUACACUGCACGUGUCACUACGCUUGAUGGACGGAGCCUGUCACUGCCCAUUAACUCAAUAAUUCAUCCCAACUACGAAGAGGUAAUCCCUGGAGAGGGCAUGCCGAUACCUAAGGACCCCACUAAGAAGGGAAAUCUGCGGAUUAAAUUCAACAUCAAGUUCCCUUCCAGGCUGACUUCGGAUCAAAAGACCGGGAUCAAGAGGCUACUGGGUUCUUAGGCCUCUGCUCAAAUGUCAUUUUAUGAUGAGAGUUAUUGUGAAUAUUGCCAGUAACUGGCUAGCUAGAUUGCUAUUAGUCUGUGGAAGCAGAAUACAAGUAAAAAAGAAGUGGAGAGUCAUUCUAUAACAUAACUGUAACGGGAUGGUCACUAUGUGUUGGUUUUUAUCCCAAUAUUGAAGAUUUUCCAUGGGUAGUUGUUUGAAUUAUUGAAUGAAUGAGCAUUUGAGUGCCGAAGAGAGUAA
Molecule: messenger RNA, 1507 nt
Organism: Panicum hallii
Lineage: Eukaryota; Viridiplantae; Streptophyta; Magnoliopsida; Poales; Poaceae
Product: dnaJ homolog subfamily B member 1-like
Exons: 3
Coding region: 254-1264 (336 amino acids)
Cellular component (GO): cytosol
Molecular function (GO): protein-folding chaperone binding
Source: RefSeq, a predicted model, not a curated record